Molecule: messenger RNA, 408 nt
Organism: Iphiclides podalirius (scarce swallowtail)
Lineage: Eukaryota; Metazoa; Arthropoda; Insecta; Lepidoptera; Papilionidae
Source: the annotation of a GenBank genome assembly
AUGGAAGCUAGGAAAGUUCUUCUCAUCGCGACUGUGGGAAUGGCGAAGGAGGCAGAACAAACAUUGGAGGAGGAGCAUCUCUGCGAAAUAUGCGGCAAGUCCUACAAGACCGUGAAGCGGCUCAAAGGCCACGUGUGGGCGAUGCACACGAACCGCUCCGCAUCGAAGAGCUUCAAAUGCAAGCUCUGCCCCGCGACUUUCACUUGGCAGACCUCGAUCUACAAGCACAUGAAGAUGAUGCACAACGCCUUCAAGCGAACAAAGCAGUCGCGUCCACUGCCCACGUUGAAGAAGCCGGAGCCCUACCAGGAUAUCGAACGUAUGCAGUACUUCCAGCAGAAUCUGCCAGGCAGUCUGGCCCAAAACCUGGCCCCGCCACCGCCCCUGGCUUUGGGCCAAAGCAUCGUU